AUGAGUGAAACUACGCGCCUGAAGAGCACAGUCUACGUGGGAGGACUUGACCAGGGAGUUACUGCACACACACUUGCUGAAGCUUUCGUUCCAUUCGGCGAAGUUGUUGACAUCUCCCUGCCCAAACCCGAGCAGCCUAACUCAAACGAGGUCCACCGCGGGUUUGGAUAUGUGGAAUUCGAUCUGCCGCAAGAUGCCAAAGAGGCAAUCGACAACAUGGAUGGCAGCGAGAUCUAUGGGCGCACAAUCAAGGUCGCCGCCGCAAAGCCGCAGAAGGAUGCCAACGAGGGACUAGGCAGCAAGACUGCCAUCUGGGAACAGGAGGGAUAUUUGGCUAAACAUGCCGUCAGCGAGGAGGAUCGGUUAGCAGCGGAGGAGGCUCAGGCUUCAAGCAGUCGUCCGCAAGAUCCGAUGCAGGGUUUGGAACAAUUAGAUGUUGCCGGGCCGAAGCCCGAGUGA
Penicillium paradoxum is the source of this 459-nucleotide messenger RNA. Its product is annotated as RNA-binding protein. NCBI's taxonomy places the organism in Eukaryota, Fungi, Ascomycota, Eurotiomycetes, Eurotiales, Aspergillaceae. Gene Ontology annotation, molecular function: RNA binding. The record is from RefSeq and is a predicted model, not a curated record. The transcript has 2 exons. Bases 1 to 459 code for a protein of 152 amino acids.